AUAUCAAUUCCUAUCAGCUGUUCCUCGAAAUUUUAAUAAAACAUUUCUUCAUACUUAUCAAAAAUCAUCACCACCAACCAACCUUCCCGAUUCCCAUUUGUUCUAUCCAGGCCGCACUUCAAUACUCAGAAUGGAAGAAUUCUACCAUUCAACACUUUCGACAGAUUUAAUGAUACUAAGCUAUAAAGACCCGGAGUCCGAACGGAAAUUCAUUGAAAAACGUCAAAAAGAACAUUUACCAAUCAAAAAAUCGGUCUUAACAAGAGACACGAAUCCUUUUGCGAUUAAUAGACCAUCACCAAAAUCAAGAGGAAAUAAAAAACGUUUACCAGUGCCACCAAAACAAUGUCAUAAAACAUUACCUAAACUAUUAAAGAUUGACGUACAUUGUAUGAUUAAAGAGGCUAUACAUAGUAAACAGCAUUUAUUGAGUGGUAUUAUGGCGUUACAAUGUAUAACAUCGGAACGACCAACAGUGGUUUAUUCAAAGACGGGAGUCGCGCAAUGGAAGUUGAGAAAAGAUAUGCCAAUUGGAUGCAAAGUAUCAAUAUCAGGACCACCAAUGUAUACGUUCUUGGACAAAUUGGUAGAAAUAGUAUUACCCAGAAUGAAGGAAUGGCACGGAAUACCAAUUACAUCAGGAGAUCAAAAUGGAAAUAUAGCAAUGGGAUUCCCUGCUAGCGCUUUAUCGUUGUUUCCUGAUAUUGAAGGAAAUUAUGAUAUGUUUCCUCUUAUGACUGGGUUUGAUGUUAUUUUUAAUACUACAGCUUAUACAGAUUAUGAAGGAAGGAUGUUGUUGAGUGGAUUCCAAAUUCCUUUUACUCCAAGGAAGAAGAUGGGAAGGAAAGGAAGAAUAAAUAGGAACUGA
Molecule: messenger RNA, 868 nt
Organism: Dentiscutata erythropus
Lineage: Eukaryota; Fungi; Glomeromycota; Glomeromycetes; Diversisporales; Gigasporaceae
Source: the annotation of a GenBank genome assembly